GCUUUAUGCUCCGCCCUUAACUCCGCUGGAUCCAAGCAACUGAAACUUAACUUUAGUUACUGAUCUAAUAGACAGUUAAUGCAGGAUGGCUGACUGCCGGUUACCGAGCACGUUUUCGGGCAGGCGCGGAUGUAAUGCAGACGGGCAGAUCUGCAGGCAGUUCAUGAACGGGUCAUGCAGGUACGGUCAGCAUUGUUACUAUCUGCAUGAAUGGCCAGCAGUGCCCUCCGCUCAAGUGUGUAGAUACUUCCAGAAAGGAGGUUGCUGGUUUGGUGAUAACUGCAGGUAUCUUCAUAUUCCUCAUACAGCAAGUGAGGCAUCAGGUGGUAGACGAGGUUCAGCACCAGCGCUCCAUUCCUCUACGUUCUCUGGUCACACUUCAGCUGCUCGUAGGGGGUCUGAGCCCUUUGUCUUGGCUGCGCAUGGUGAACGCAGCUCAUUCCGCAGAGGGUCAGAGCCACUGAUUACAAGUUUUCUAGGCCACCAACAGAAUCUUCAACACCCAGCUGCACAUAUUGCAGAGGAGGAGGAAGAAGCUGCAGCGUCUGCUGAAGCGGGACCUGCGCGUCCCCUACAGGAUGAGGGGCGGCAGCCUGCAGGAAGUGAUGGCGCUGGUCCCAGUCAUUCACACAGCAGUAACUCCUUAGGAGCCAUGUCCAACGCUGCUUCUGUUGAAAGUCAGGAAACCAGUCUGCAGGAUAGACUGGAGAUCGGCGCUACAGCUUCUGCUGGGCAGGAGCGUACAGAAGCCUACCAUCGAAGUAAAGAAGUGGUCUGCGGCAUCUGCAUGGACAAAGUUUAUGAGAAGGCCACAGAGGGAGAAAGGCGCUUUGGCAUCCUGCCGAACUGCAGCCAUUCCUUCUGCCUCGGUUGCAUCAUGAAGUGGCGGAAGACCAAAGAAUUCCAGGAGGACGUGAUCAAGGCCUGUCCACAGUGCAGAGUGAAGUCGUCCUUUUACAUUCCCAGCAAGUACUGGGUCUGUGAGGGUGAGCCAAAGGCAGCACUGAUUGCCUCCUUCAAAGAAAAGAGCAGCAAAGUAAAGUGCAAUUUCUUCAUGCGCCAUGGGUGCUGCCCUUUUGCAACAGAAUGCAUCUUCAGCCAUGAGCUGCCACCUGGGCACAGACCCCAGCGUAGACCCUCAAGACCCAAGAAUGUUGCAGAGUCGCUGGACCCUCGGAUUUUGAGCUACUUCAUUGCCCUGACGCUUUUGGAUGACGAAGACUUUGACUUCUUCUUCUUCCUUGAUGAUGCUGAAAAUGAGCCAUGAUCAUCCUUGCCGUUCAGGGGCUCAUGCAGUCUUGGAUUUUGGGUUCUGGGGGAAAAUAAUCUAAAGCAAUUAGUUGCACUCAUUAAGGGUAGUGUAGGAGGGCAAAAUCUUUUGAGCUGCAGGUUUUGUUCCUUCUGCGUUGGCUGUUUCUGGUGCUAUUUUGGGCUGGUUAUCAGUGUUUGUUUAGCCAUGUCAGAUAUACUACAAAGGACUGUUAACGUUUAAAUGCAUGCGGUUAUGCCUGUCCUCAGAUCUGACCAGAGGAAGCACGGUUAAAGCAUUUGCCCUAACUUGAAAAAAGGUGACCAUAAUUUCACUGUAUAAUACUUGAUACUGCUUUAAUAACUUUGUAAAUUUGUCUGUGUAAUCUUUCCUAACUCCAUGUAUACCUCAUACUUUUUGCACCAUUUUGUAUCCAUUUGAAAUGAGAUUUUAAUGCAAUGUCUUCAGUGAAGUUUUAUGUGUUUAGACUCUGCCACUAAAGCCACUUCUGUUCUUUUCUUGUUAAACUAAACACUUCUGGCCAGAAAAUAGAUUUAGCCUCAUACUUGGCUGGAUGGUAGUAGUUCAAAAGAGUCUUAGUCUGGCUGAGUAAAUCUAGUCUACAAUGUUUAAACUGUUGGCAGGCUUUUGAUUUUGUGUAUAUUGCACAGUUGACUGGUACAACAAAGACUUGAUCACUAUAGCUUUUUUUUAUUGCUUGUUUUGUAUUUGGUUAAAGAAAAGUGAAAAAUAAAAUGUUAUUUGCCAAUAA
Astyanax mexicanus (Mexican tetra) is the source of this 2021-nucleotide messenger RNA. It is a transcript of the gene mkrn4, whose product is annotated as makorin, ring finger protein, 4. Bases 86 to 1267 code for a protein of 393 amino acids. The record is from RefSeq and is a predicted model, not a curated record. Gene Ontology annotation, molecular function: ubiquitin protein ligase activity; metal ion binding. Gene Ontology annotation, biological process: protein polyubiquitination. Lineage: Eukaryota; Metazoa; Chordata; Actinopteri; Characiformes; Acestrorhamphidae. The transcript is spliced from 8 exons.